GUGAAAAAUCGGAAAAGGCCGACAUCAGGACUCGGAAUUCCAUAACAAUCUAGUUGUUUAGGCCAUAUUACAUACUGUUUUUCUGAUCAGGAGGCUGUCAAUUUUAGUUUUGGUUACUUACUUUGAAAUAUCGCAAAUACGGAUACUACGAAAAUUCUGUUGAACUCAUCUAAAGGUUGAUUUGGGUUCAACACUUGAAGUGCCAACGAGACAAUGUCCGAGCAAACAACGGAAACAUCCGAAAGUGCAGAAAUAAUGAACGGAAAAAAUGUUGUUACCGGAAAGUGCCCUAGCUUAGCUAGCAGAUUUCGUGGAUGUAUGCUUGGCUCCUUGAUAGGUGACUGCCUUGGUCAACCAUUUGAGGGGGAGGAGAGACCGAUCUCAAAAUCAGUUUUGAAUUCAUAUUUUGAAAAACUACACGAUUCCAACUUAAAAGCACCUUAUAAAGCCUAUACUGAUGACACAGCUAUGACAUUUUCUGUUGCUCAAUCUUUGAUCAACAAGAACAGAUUUGAUCCUCAAGACAUGGCUAAAAAGUUUGUUGAUGAAUUUUAUGCUCAUCCACGAAGAGGAUAUGCAAGCAGCAUGACAGAUGUUUUUAAAGCUCUCAAACGAGAUGACUGCAAGGACCCAUAUGGCCCUGGACGACUUCUCUAUGCUGGGCGCGGUUCAUAUGGGAAUGGAUCAGCCAUGAGAAUUGCACCUAUAGCUCUCUUUUGCCAUUCUAAUGCCGAAGAAGCCAUGCAUAUAGCAUACAAGUCAUCUUUGAUUACCCAUGCAAAUGAACUAGGAUACAAUGGUGCCAUACUCCAGUGCCUAGCCAUUCAAAAAGCUUUGCACACUGACAGCUCUGUUCCAUUAGAUGUGGACCAAUUUUCUCUCUAUCUACAAGAGAAAAUGGCCACAAUAGAAAAAAAUGAGGAUCAGCCUAGCAUGCUGAAUUCAUUUCUUCAUAACAGUAGUCAGCCUCGGCGAACGACUAUCAACAUGACAAAAAGCUCCUAUGUUCGUAAGCUGCAAGAAAUGCGUCACUUGCUGAAGAACCCUACAGUCAGUGCAGAAAAAGUUGUUGACGUUCUUGGUCAUUUCGUGUCAGCCUAUGGUUCAGUCUGCACUGCUAUUUACAGCUUCCUCCGCUCAGCCAAAGAUGAUUCAGCAAGUGUUGGUGGAUCCAGCGAAAGUCCUGUACAGAGAGCCAUUCGUUACGCCAUCAGCUUGGGUGGCGAUACAGACACUAUUGCAAACAUGACAGGUGCACUUGCUGGUGCCUAUUACGGACACGAGGCUGUUCCACCAGUCCUUCUUGCCCACUGUGAAGCCGAAGGGGUUGAGCAAGCGAUCGAAUUGGCCGACUGUCUUUAUCAAGCGGUGGAGAAAUAGCUCAAUGACUUAAAACUAAUUCAAACUCAACAGAAAAUAGGGUAAACAUUUGUGUAAUACCGACGUGGCUGGUAACCUACUUCAAUGCUGAUCACCAUAAACCCACUGGUCGAAGGAUUCUUUGUUUCCAACAAAUAAUUGUACAAAUACACGUAUGGUUUCCCUCUCCCCAA
Daphnia magna is the source of this 1553-nucleotide messenger RNA. Its product is annotated as ADP-ribose glycohydrolase ARH3. Gene Ontology annotation, cellular component: mitochondrion; nucleus. Lineage: Eukaryota; Metazoa; Arthropoda; Branchiopoda; Diplostraca; Daphniidae. The transcript has 3 exons. The coding region runs from base 214 to 1380 and encodes 388 amino acids. The record is from RefSeq and is a predicted model, not a curated record.